CGCUUUCAUUGACCAUCGUAGCAGAAUUUUCAAAUAUCGACUCGCCCGAACUUCCCUAAAGGUUACUCCAAUCAAACGUCACGUUCCUGCAUUGCGUCAUCUAAAGUCGACGCACCUGCCCCUCCGACUUGUAAACAACGCAGACUCCAUGUGGAUUUGGUUAGAUUGUAAUAGUACUAAACAGGUUUUGAGCGGACGGCGCAGGCCGGGGAUGAGCGGGGGGUCAGCGGAGGCCUCGGCAUGGCCGGCCGGACGCUGCAGGAGCUCGUGGCCGCCGCCGCGGCUCUGCACGCGGACAGGGCGGCGGUGACGUACGACAGCGGCUCGCCAUCCGAAGGGCCGUCCUCUCUAUCCUACAGAGAGUUAGCAGAACUGUCUGGGAAACUGUCCCGGGCUUUACUGAAGAGCUGCUGUCCCCUGGCCGUCGGCCUGUACGUCAGCGACGACCUGCUCGUUCCGGUUUGGAUUCUGGGGAUUCUGCAGUGUGCUGCUGCGUACGUCCCUCUGGACCCAGAGGCUCCUGGACGUCUGUCCGCCGGGGUCAUCAGCCAAUCUGGCCUCAAGUACUGCGCCGUGAAGACUGAGCUUCUGCAGAAAUUCCAGGCAGAUCUCAUCAAACACGUGUCUGUGGAGGUUCGCGCGGAAUGGCCCGAAUUCAAGCUGACUCUGACACGGCUGGGGCCUCCGUUAGCUGAGGCUGAAUGCAGCGGAGCGGAGACUCAGAAUGGAGCUGCCGCCUGUGCCAGCAUAUCCGACAGGGCUUUGGCUUAUGUGCUGCACACAUCUGGAACCACAGGCCCACCCAAAACAGUCAGGGUCCCGCACCAGUGUAUUAUCCCUAACAUACUGGAUCUGAGGUCUUUGUUUGAGAUGAGCGCGGACGACGUGGUGUUUCUCGCCUCCCCUUUAACCUUUGACCCCUCGGUGGUGGACAUAUUUCUGGCCUUGUCAUCCGGGGCCCAGCUUCUCAUGGUCCCCGCCAUAGUCAAGAAGAUCCCCGGCCGCCUUGCCCGGGUGCUGUUCACGGACCACAAAACCACCGUCCUGCAGGUCACGCCCAGUCUGCUGCUGAGCUUCGGCGAGCGGCUCCUGAAGCGGGCCGUGCUGUCGUCGGGCUCCCCCCUGCGCGUCCUGGCCCUGGGGGGGGAGGCCUGCCCGCUGCCGGCUCAGCUGAGCGGCUGGAGACAGGAGGGCAACAGAACCCGCGUCUACAACAUCUACGGCGUGACGGAGGUGUCCUGCUGGGCCUGCUGCUACAGAAUCCCCGACGCCCUGCUGCGGACCCCCAACCCGUACGCCUCCGGAAAGAAUGCCGCCACUAAACCUUGCCGACUUCUGCCUAGGACGGUGCCCUCCGUGCCCCUCGGAGCUCCUCUGAUGGACACGAAGCUGGAAGUGAGAGACGAGCAAGGCCGCGCGGUCUCGGAGGGGGAAGGCCAGCUGUUCAUAGGGGGAGAGGACAGGGUGUGUCUCCUGGACGGCGAGGAAAGCGUCUCCCCGGGGACCAUGAGGGCCACCGGGGACUGGGUGAGCCUCCAGGAGGGACGGCUGUACUACCGGGGCCGCAGAGACCGAGAGAUCAAACGCAACGGAAAGCGACUGAACCUGGACAGUUUACAGACGAUUCUUUUCGUCUCUUCGACCGAAAACCCCAUGAAACUGAUUCUGACCCUGCCUGAGGUGGAGGCCUGCGCUGUGACCCUCCACCAAGGCGCCCGGCUCCUGGCCUUUGUGGUGGCCUCCCCCGCCGGAGAGCAGACGGCGGCAGCGUCCGCCUCCCCGUCCGUUCGGCCGCCGGCGGGACGCAGCGGCCCCGCCCCCCCGGAGGGGCCCGGGCCGGCCACGGCGGACGGAGACGGCGUCCGGAGGAUGAUCCGGACGCAGCUGGCCCUGCUGCUGCCCUCCCACUGCGUGCCGGAUGCGCUGGUGCUGGUCCCCGCCCUCCCUCUGACCCCUCACGGCAAAGCGGACACGAGGGCACUGAUAAGAAUUUACCAAACACAGAGAGAGCGUUUGGAGGCGGCAAAAGGAGACCCCAGCAACGCGGAGCAGACUCUCAGGGGUUUGUGGCAGGUAUUCUCCACCUCCGACGACCAAUCUGGAAUGGUUUUCUGUGGAUCAGAGCUGAAGAAGCCUCUGACUGAGGCUCUUUUUGGGCAGGACGCAUUGGGCCUGGCGGCAGACGCAGCCUUCGAUGAGCACUCCAACUUCCUGCUCUGCGGGGGGGACUCUCUGAAGGCGCUGCGCCUCCGCGAAGACAUCCUCGCCGCCACGGCAGUGACCCCGCACGGGCUUUUGGAGGCCAUACUGGACGGGAGCUUCUCGGACGUCCUGCACCACCUGACGCGCACGCCUCGGGAUCAGAUGGUCGACCCGCCGGCGGGCGAGGGCAGAAAACGGGGCGCCGGUCCAUCCAACGCCAGCCCGUUGGCAAAGAGGGAGCACCGGGUGGAGAUGCGUGCCGUCACGGUGCUGAGGCGAGCGGGCCAGGUGACCGGGACGCACGCCGGCCGCCCGGAGCGGCCAGAGGGCUGCGGCAGCACAGAGGCCGGUCUGGGGCUCACUGUGAGCUGGUCCUCGGACACCGGCAGAUGCGUGGACGCGUCCCCGAUGAUCGUCAUACAGCACGGAGCAGAAGGGGGGCCCGACGGGGCCACCGCCACGGCGUUCAUCGGCUCCCACUCCCACAGGUUCCAGGCCUUAGACCUGCUCACGGGGACCAUCCGGUGGGAGCGGGUUCUGGGGGGAAGGAUCGAGGCCUCGGCUGCCGUGUCUCACUGCGGAACUCUGGUCGUCGUGGGUUGUUACGACGGAUGUGUGUAUUUCCUGUGCGUCGACUCCGGACAGACGCGCUGGGCCUUCUCGACGGGGGACGCGGUGAAGAGCAGUCCGGCCGUGGACCCGCUGACCGGCCUGGUGGUGGCCGGCUCACACGACGGCCACGUCUACGCCCUGGACCCGCAGGCUCGGCGCUGCGUCUGGAGGCGCCACUGCGGCGGCGGGGCGGUCUUCUCCUCCCCGUGCGUCCGGCCGGUGCAGCGGCGGCUGUACGCGGCCUCGCUGGGAGGACGCCUGCUGUGUCUCCACCUGGUGAGUGGGCGGCGGCCCGCCGGAGGGCCCCCUGUCUCUGAGCGCAGCCCCAAAUCUGAACGCAAGGCGGCGUCUCCCCGGCAGGAUAGCGGCGAAGAGCUGUGGUCGUACCGCCGAGGCGUGCCCUUCUUCUCCUCGCCGAGCUGCUCCGGAGGGGGCGUCGUGAUCGGCUCCGUGGAUGGAAACAUCUGCUGCGUCAGCGACACGGGGAAACUGCUGUGGCAGUUCUCCACGGAGGGGCCGGUCUUCUCGUCCCCCUGCCUGCUCCCGGGUCAGCAGAGGCUGCUGUGCGGCUCCCACGACGGCCGCCUGUACUGCCUGGACUGCUCGGACGGCUCCCUAAUUUGGACUUUCGCCACGACGGGAAAGGUGUACUCCUCCCCCUGCGCGUUGGACGGCUCGGCGCUGGGCAGGACGGGGGCUCUGGCCGGCCUGGCCUCCACCGACGGCACCGUCUGGAUCCUGGACGCGCGGGAUGGAAAACAGCUGGCCUCGCUGGCCCUGCCCGGGGAGCUGUUUUCAUCCCCAGUGAUCUGGGAGAGAUCCCUUGUCAUCGGCUGCCGCAACGAUUACGUGUAUUCUUUAAAUCUGACUGUGGGAUAG
This is a messenger RNA of Menidia menidia (Atlantic silverside), 3693 nucleotides long. Lineage: Eukaryota; Metazoa; Chordata; Actinopteri; Atheriniformes; Atherinopsidae. The record is from the annotation of a GenBank genome assembly.